Messenger RNA from Dovyalis caffra, 303 nucleotides. The record is from the annotation of a GenBank genome assembly. Lineage: Eukaryota; Viridiplantae; Streptophyta; Magnoliopsida; Malpighiales; Salicaceae.
AUGCAUUACUUUUCCCCUCCAUCAUCAUCUGGUCCAUUCUUACCCGCACCUGAAGUUGCUUUAUCUUAUGAAAGAAAUUCAUAUGAUAUAUUGGUAGCUGAUAACUUUCAUCUUGUCAUGGAUGCUUGUCCAAACAAGGAUACUUUCUGCAAGACCAUGAAACUUUAUCAAAUGGAGAAGGUGUUGAGGGUCGCUAGAACUGCUAGCAAACAUUUGCAAGCAAAACUAAAUGUGGGCAGACAAUCUUCACACACACAUAUAUAUGUAACCGAGCUCGUUGAAAUAUUAAAACCCAUUUCUUAG